This is a messenger RNA of Pungitius pungitius (ninespine stickleback), 2918 nucleotides long. RefSeq names its product transmembrane anterior posterior transformation 1a (gene tapt1a). The transcript has 15 exons. NCBI's taxonomy places the organism in Eukaryota, Metazoa, Chordata, Actinopteri, Perciformes, Gasterosteidae. Gene Ontology annotation, cellular component: ciliary basal body; endoplasmic reticulum membrane. Gene Ontology annotation, biological process: positive regulation of cilium assembly. The coding region runs from base 103 to 1917 and encodes 604 amino acids. The record is from RefSeq and is a predicted model, not a curated record.
GGCCGGCGACGCGGACGAGAAAUCUAGCCUUUAUCUAUAUAUCUAUGAUUUUACCCACGAGGCGGUGACGUUGCAUAGGGCGACGGAGCAGCCGAAGUAAAGAUGGCGGACGUGGCGGGCACCGAUCUGUCAGAUGGGAAGGAGGCUGAAAUUGAACUAAAGAAACGACAGAAACGACCGUGGGAAGAUUUGCACAAGUCCGGUAAUAUCGGUCUGACGCCGGAACUGCCGGAGACGUUGGGACUAUACGACAUAAGCGCUGUCAGGAGGGAGCAACGGGAGCUCCCCACAGAUCCGUCGCUGACUCGCUUCAUUAGCGCCGAGCUCACCAGAGGCUACUUCCUGGAACACAACGAGGCAAAGUACACGGAGCGCAGAGAGCGGGUUUACACGUGCAUGCGUAUUCCCAAGGAGCUGGAGAAGCUGAUGACCUUUGGCUUUUUCCUGUGUGCCGACGCCUUCCUGUACGUCUUCACCCUGCUGCCCCUCAGGGUGCUGCUGGCUGUUCUCCGCCUCCUUACCCUGCCAUGCUGCGGCUUCAGGGCACGCACAUGCCCGUACUGCAGAAGAAGCAGCGGGUCUCGGCUGCUGCAGCCGGCGCAGGUGUGUGACGUGCUGAAGGGUCUGAUCAUGGUGCUUUGCUUCUCCAUGAUGCAUUAUGUCGACUACUCCAUGAUGUACCACCUGAUCAGGGGACAGUCCGUCAUCAAACUCUACAUCAUCUACAAUAUGUUGGAGGUGGCUGACCGCCUCUUCUCCUCCUUCGGUCAGGACAUCCUGGACGCUCUCUACUGGACGGCCACAGAACCCAAAGAGCGUAAACGGGACAGCAUAGGAGUCAUUCCGCACUUCCUGAUGGCCGUCUUCUACGUCUUCCUCCAUGCCAUCCUCAUCAUGGUCCAAGCCUCCACCCUCAACGUCGCCUUCAACUCGCACAACAAGUCCCUGCUCACCAUCAUGAUGUCCAACAACUUUGUGGAGAUUAAAGGAAGUGUGUUCAAGAAAUUUGAGAAGAACAACUUAUUUCAAAUGUCCAACAGUGACAUCAAGGAACGGUUCACCAGCUACGUUCUGCUGCUCAUCGUGUGUCUCAGGAACAUGGAGCAGUUCUCAUGGAACCCAGACCACCUGUGGGUGUUGUUCCCCGACGUCUUCAUGGUCGUCACCUCCGAAGUCGCCGUGGACAUCAUCAAACACGCGUUCAUCACCAAGUUCAACGACAUCACUGCAGAAGUGUACAGCGAAUACAGAGCCAGUUUGGCUUUCGAUCUCGUCAGCAGUCGGCAGAAGAACGCCUGCACAGACUACAGCGACUCGGUGGCCCGGAGGAUGGGCUUCAUCCCUCUGCCCCUGGCUGUCCUGCUCAUCCGCGUGGUGAUGAGUUCGGUGAAGGUGCAGGGAGCCCUCUCAUACACGUGCGUUUUCCUCUGUUAUCUUGGGCUGGUUACCCUUAAAGUGUUGAACAGCAUCGUGCUGCUGGGGAAGUCGUGUGUCUACGUUAAGAGGGCAAACAUGGAGGACAAACUGUUUGAGACGCCCUCCACUGCUCCACCGUCCACUGGGAAACCCCCCAGCAGAGCUGACCCGGCCCGAUGUCCCACACCUUCAGGUGAAACCCUGAUGGAGCAGAAGCCCGUCACACCCUUCAGCCCUCCACCGUCCUCCGUCACCACCCAGCCGACUCCCAGGAAGGACCUGUUUCCUCCUCCGCCCGCUGAGCCCUCUCCUGCUGCUCCAGCUAGCCGCCCCCUAACUCCCCCACCCGAACUACUUGCACCGUUGCUCUCCGAAGAGGAAGAGAAAGAAGAAGAGGAGGACGAGGAGCCACAGGAAUCCUCCGACCUGAAGCACAGGACUCCCAAUAAAGACCUGCUGGAGAUCGACCGCUUCACCAUCUGUGGGAACCGCAUUGACUAACGUAGCAAUGGAAAGGCGCCCGGGAGAGACGGAGAGCCACGACCUCCUCCACCCAACGGCAGCAGAGAGACGAGUAUUCGUUUAAGUCAGUGGCGACGCAGUACGUCGUCGUGACGAUGGACAAGUGAAGGUUUGACAAAAGAGAACUUAGCAGAAAGACGGUGGCAGCUCAGUCCUCAGGGGCAACUGUCCCUCAGUGUGAGUGAGUGUGUGAGUGUGUGAGUGUGUGAGUGUGUGUGUGUGUGUGUGUGUGUGUGUGUGUGUGUGUGUGUGUGUGUGUGUGUGAGUGUGAGACUUCCUAUGUCAGAGCACACAAGCACUUCCUGUCUGAGCAUCACCGGCACCAGAAAGAUAAACUUAUACGUUCGCUCAGUAGCCGGGAAACAAACUAAUUUUUAUUUCCUUUUUUACCCGAUAAAAAAAAAAAAAAAUGUUCAUGUUCAUUUUAUAAAAUAUCUGCCUUUUUAAUCCGGCACUGUGGUUACUUCAACACUCAGCGAAUGUCCACCAGUCAAUAAUGGACUCGACCUUCACGCGAGGGUCAGAUAAACGUCAGGGAAGCGGAGACAAAGUAUAUUUAGUCAGACGGACAAACAGGAAGUGGAUUGUGUUGGAGGUGAAACAGUUUCCCGUCAGCUAAACUGAAGUCGUCUUCAUCAUCUGUCGAGUUACGGGCGUGACUUUUAGUUCACGCAGUUGACGUGUUAUUGAAAUGAUUUUUGUCAUUUUUUUUUUUUUUUAGGUAAACAGAACUUUUGCACUGAUGGACCACGUUGUGUUAAUAAAUACGACGGGUCACGUUUCUCAUUCAGCUCUCAGUUAAUGUUCUAAUGUUUACAUCUUAGAAAAUGGAAGCAAUAUUUCCCCAAACUACUACAAUGCCUCUUUUUAUUUAUUUUUUUUAAUUAUGUUGACUGAACUUGUAAAAUUGUUUGCCAUGAUUGAAAUAUUUUUUUAUUGCAAUAAAAUCAAUAAAUGUAUCAAAAACAAUAUGUUAUAGA